Messenger RNA from Thamnophis sirtalis, 711 nucleotides. RefSeq names its product prodynorphin (gene PDYN). Gene Ontology annotation, molecular function: opioid receptor binding. The record is from RefSeq and is a predicted model, not a curated record. Gene Ontology annotation, biological process: sensory perception; chemical synaptic transmission; neuropeptide signaling pathway. Lineage: Eukaryota; Metazoa; Chordata; Lepidosauria; Squamata; Natricidae. Gene Ontology annotation, cellular component: neuronal cell body; axon terminus; plasma membrane.
AUGGAUUGGCAGCUUUGGGGUCUGGUUUUCUACCUCCACGUGGCUUUCUCAGCUUCCUGGGAGUGCGUCUCUCACUGUUCCCUGUGUAUUCUUCACAACCAGGAUGGAGAGAAGCCCAUCAACCCUCUAGGCUGUGCUUUGGGGUGCCAACAUCCCUCCGUGACGGGCGUGGAGUGGCAGAGAUGCGAAAGGAUCCUCUCGCUCUUAACGUCCUUUCCGAUGGAGGAGGAAGAGGAGGAGGAGGAGGAGGAGGAGGGAGAGGCGGGCAGAUCCCAGAGCGUCCUCACCAAGGGAGAUGCCAGCCGGUCCUUCGGGCGCUUCUUCCCGAAGAUGGUGGAGAGGGCACGGCCAGAGGCCGGAGGAGACAACCCGGAGAUGCUGGAGAUUCGGGGUCUGGUCUCCCACCGAGAGGAGGAGGAGGAGGAAGAACCUGAUCCGGCCUCUCCCAAGGCGGAGAGGAAACGCUACGGGGGCUUCCUUCGCAAAUUCCCCAAGAGGGGCUCCUGGGUGGCGGGGACCGAGGAAGAGGAGGAUGGGGGCGACCAGGAGGAUCUCCACAAACGUUACGGGGGCUUCAUGCGCAGGAUCCGUCCCAAGCUCAAGUGGGAGAAGCAGAAGCGUUAUGGCGGCUUCCUGCGCCGUCAGUUCAAGGUGACCACGAGGUCCGAGGAAGGGCCCAAGGGCGCCUCGGAGGAGGCCGCUGACCUAUAG